GGGAAAGCUAAGACUCGGGUCACUUGCUGUGUAGGAGUUGCCGUGUGUGCGUGCUAGUUUAUUUUAAACAUGGAAUGUGAACAUUUGUUCAUAGAUCACAUAUUCAAACAUGUUCCUGGUUGGAUUGUUCACGUUCGUUGCCAUUAUUGACUGAUUUAUUAAUAAAACAAUCGUUAUUCAAUCAUGUAGUAGCCGAACAGCGUCUUUCAAUCUAAGAGCAAACCCUCCGGAAUAAUAUUCGGAAAUACAAUUCGGAGAUUGCGUUUCUCGUUUCACUUCAGGAAUAUACAUUUUUUUUAGUCUGUUGGAUUAAUGCAGUUAUGUAAUAACUAUUUGAAAUCUCGAAUGAAAUAAAUAAUAAAUGUCGUUGAGUGGGUGCGGCAGUGAUAAAAUUUGAUAGUUUAAGUGCUAGAUAGCCUCAUAUCAUUUCCUAAACUGAACGUCAAAAAUCGCAUAGUUGGGGAAAAUAUUGGAAUUUGGCCACUAAAUUUUCACCGACAUUGGAUUUUUGUUUUGUUUCCAGGAUUCGCCGAUUCCCAAACGGGGCGAUUUCGGAUUUUGGCCGUAACACAUACACCGAGGUGAACAAAAGCGCUCUCAAGUCAGGUCAUGGUAUCGACUGUUAAAUAGUCGACUGCAUCGUAAAAUAACAAUACGUAACACAGGUCAUGGUAGCGAAAGAUAAGUAGUCGACUACUUCAUAUAAUAACGGUACGUAGAACCUGUUCAAUAGUAUCGACGGUUGACUAGUCGACCACUUCGUAUUAUAAUGGUACGUAACACAGGUCAUGGUAUCGCUCGCUGAAUAGUCGACGACUUCGUAACUCGCGAAGGUACAGUUUCGUUAUGAAAUUUGUCAAAACGUGAUUUGUUAAUAAUUUUAGAGAUCAAUGAUGUUUAUACUCCCAGAGACACUGUUUGACGGCGCGAUACUGGUACACACAUAAAGCACUGAAACAUUGUCUCUUUGUGACUGAUGCCAAUAAUGAAAGUUUGAGCCAUGGUACUGCUUCAUUUGGCCCAGGGUUGGAUCCCCAAGAAGACGUGGAUGAAGGAAAUCCAUAAUUUCUUUAAGAUCCAGUAAAUUUGAAUUGCAACCAAAUGAUGAGAUUGACAUUUCCAAAACAGUUUGACAUUUCCAAACAGUUUGAUGUUGCCAAACAUUUUGAUGUUUACAAACAGUUUGACAUUUCCAAACGUUUGACAUUUCCAAACAGUUUGACGUUUCCAAACAGUUUGAUGUUGCAAAUAUUUUGAUGUUUCCAAACAGUUUGACAUUUCGACACAGUUUGAUGUUGCCAAAUAUUUUGAUGUUUCCAAACAGUUUGACAUUUCGACACAGUUUGAUGUUGCCAAAUAUUUUGAUGUUUACAAACAGUUUGACAUUUACAAACAGUUUGACAUUUCCAAACAGUUUGACAUUUCGAAACAGUUUGAUGUUGCCAAAUAUUUUGAUGUUUACAAACAGUUUGACAUUUCCAAACAGUUUGAUGUUGCCAAAUAUUUUGAUGUUUACAAACAGUUUGACAUGUCCAAACAGUUUGAUGUUGCCAAAUAUUUUGAUGUUUCCAAACAGUUUGACAUUUCGACACAGUUUGAUGUUGCCAAAUAUUUUGAUGUUUACAAACAGUUUGACAAUUCGACACAGUUUGAUUUUGCCAAAUAUUUUGAUGUUUCCAAACAGUUUGACAUUUCGACACAGUUUGAUGUUGCCAAAUAUUUUGAUGUUUACAAACAGUUUGACAUUUCCAAACAGUUUGACAUUUCCAAACAGUUUGAUUUGCCAAAUAUUUUGAUGUUUACAAACAGUUUGACAUUUCCAAACAGUUUGAUGUUGCCAAAUAUUUUGAUGUUUCCAAACAGUUUGAGAUUUCCGAACAGUUUGACAUUUCCAAAGACUCUGAUGCUUACAAGCAAACCUGGCAUAAUAUAAUUUAAAAAAGAGUUUUCUUUCCGAGAGCCCUUUAAUUUUUCUAUAGAAUAUUGAGCAUUAAAAAAAACAACAUAUCUUCUCAUUGUUUGAACUUAACGUAGGAAUCGUGUGGACAUGGAUAAAUUAAUUAAUCAUAUAACACAAUAUAUAUUUUAAAUGAGUAAAAAAAUGUGUAUUGUGACGUAAUGUGAAGUUUUAGACGCACCACGCAUCUCCUCAUAACUAUUAUAAGCGCCAUUGCUUAAUGCGUGGAUUGUUUCCUUCCUUCACACAGCUUCAACGCAGUCCUUAAUUUAACAAUCCUUGAUGCGUGGAUAGACCCAAAGAGGUGAUAGGAUGAAGAUGAAAAUUUGAGAUAAAUACGCAAAUUGAAUUUUAACUGGGCUUUGGUACACGUCGAUAAUUCUUAUUUACAUGACUGUGGUUUUCGUCAACAGGAAGUACGUCACACACCUCGAUAAGAGAAGUGACCGCAUCAUGUUGUGACAUCUGACUCAAAAUGUGUGAUCCAUUUCUAAUAUAUAAAAGAUUAAUGAUACGCCUUUAAAAAUUAAUUUUUAAAAAUAAUUAAUAAAGUCGCUGGAACAAAAGUAAGUACCAGGCAGAUCAGACAGAACGCCUGCGUAUGGAUGUUCACUAACAACGUCAAUUUUUUUUUAAUACUGACAUUUGAAAUAAUUUAGCCAAUCAAAACAACACUCUUGGCAACGGCAGCGAACCAAACAUUUCUUAAAGUGGAUUCAAAUAGUGAACAUUUUUAAAGUGAAUUCAAAUAGUGAACAUUUUUUAAAGUGGAUUCAAAUAGUGAACAUUUUUAAAGUGAAUUCAAAUAGUGAAAAUUUUUUAAAGUGGAUUCAAAUAGUGAACAUUUUUAAAGUGAAUUCAAAUAGUGAACAUUUUUUAAAGUGGAUUCAAAUAGUGAACAUUUUUAAAGUGAAUUCAAAUAGUGAAUAUUUUUUAAAGUGGAUUCAAAUAGUGAACAUUUUUUAAAGUGGAUUCAAAUAGUGAACAUUUUUUAAAGUGGAUUCAAAUAGUGAACAUUUUUUAAAGUAGAUUCAAAUAGUGAACAUUUUGCAUGAUGAAUUCCUUCACAAAAUGUGCAGUCGUUUGUCUGCUCAUUUUGCUACAAAAUCAAAUUGGUAAGUUGCUUACAAAUGGAUGUGUCUGUUUGUUUUCUAACAUUUGACUCUUAUCUUUGUGAUGCAUUUCGAAGAAAUCAUUUAAANUAUAUAUAUAUUGUCAGUCGAAAUCGACCAUGGCCAUCUUAAAGCAUCGCUGUGCUAAUUGUGACCUUGGCUUGUGGGUGCGCAGAUGGCUCGUGAGGCCGAUUCUGACACGAAAUGUUCUCGUGCAGUAAGUGCAGCAGAUUGAUGGGACAUCCCCGGGUGCAGAGUUAACCCUGGAUUUUCUGGCUUGUCCUUUGUUGAUAUAAUAUUUUUUUCGGUUUUAUUUUCCAAAGCCUACUUUCGGUUUAGAAAGUUUUCAUUUUCGAUGUUUUUUUCAUUAACAUAAUGCUUGUCGUUUUUUUUUUUUCAAAGAUAAGAAAAACAUGGAUUGGGGGGGGGGGAAAGGGUGGGGGUGGGGGAUGACCAGGGUUCUAUGAAGAUUUAAAGCAUCCGUUAAAAAAUAAAAUGUAAAAAAAUCACGUAGAAGAACACGGAUAACUUUUUAACGUUCAACUUUUAUAUUUUUAUGUUUUCAUUUUUUUUUUAUUGAAUUUUUAAUACUUUCAUAUCUUUUCUUUAACAUAAGUUUCAUUUAUAUACUUGUUGAUAUCAUAAAACCUAUUUUGUUUAAAAUUUACUUGAAAUAUGACGUCAUUAAGCACAAUUUCUGUUGAGGUUAGAAAAUAAAUCGAUAAAUCGAUAUUCAUAUAAUGAGCUCCAAAUACGUAGCCCGAUGCGAUGUUUCCGAAUGCUGAUAAUUUAUUCACAAGCCAAAGUUCAUUCUGAAUAUAUUCCACAGCUGUGACCUCCUUCGUCAGCACGCCCAAAAGCAUCACACCAUCAAAAACAACGGAGCUCACUCUUCGCUGCCAACCGGAAACGGACGGACUGGGCGCCAUCUUGGCCAUCCACAUCAAAAAGAAAGAUGACGUCGGCGGUGGCGGGAAGCCGGGCGGCACUGAAGGCGGCGAGGAGGCGGGCGCCGGCAAAAGUGACGCCCCGACCGAGGGGCCAAACGAAGGUGGUGUCCAGCAACAAGACACUGGGGCGUCGCGUGCCCAGAGGGGCGCAGGAGAGCAGUUUGUUCGCGCAACGAUUACACCGGGGAACAAAAUGACCAUAGUUCCUUCAAGUGACAGGUGAUAAAAUUGUUGACAGUUGCUCAACUGAUUGGUUGCGUAUCCGGAAAUUUGAUAGAAAUUUCAUCGACGGUAAAUUUAUCGACGGUAAUUUGAUCCUUCGGAAAUUUGAUCGAAUCUUUUUUUUCGGUUUUUACUUAAAAAUUUUGCUUCAAAUUUCUUUUCGAACACUUAAUUUUUUUUAGUAUAGUGCGUUCAAAAAGAAAUUAUACGAAAAUUUUAAAGUGUGAACUGAAUAAAAGUUUCGACCAAAUUUCCGUUCGAUCAAAUUUCAGUCGAUCACUUUACCAUCGACGCAAUUUCUUUCGAGUAAUUUUCCGGUAACCGAUUGGCUGUAGCUUGGGACAUUCUUAUCUCAUGGCGUACUUCUAAAAAUGCGAUUACUUAAAAACUAGUUUUGUACCAAAAGCUCUUACAUGUUUUGAAACUUUGUUUUUUUUGCAGGAUGUUUCGAUACUUUUUUUGAUUGUCCGGAACGAUUCCUGGUAUUCCGAUGAAUCCACAUUCAGUAGACUCGUAGUGCUAGUUUUAUUUCUUAACUUAAAAAAACAACAAAAAACUAAUGGUCGUUAUUUUUUUAAAAACAUUUUUUAAAAUGAUAUUUAAAGUAUUAUAUUUAUCAGACCUACUGAACCUCUUUGACAAAUUGAUGGACCCACACGGCGUUCGGAAAGAAGAACUUUUAAAAAAAAUAAUUACGUGAACAGGGUUAAUCCUUAUGUAUAUGUCAUGAAUAUUAUUUUUAAAAAAUUCAAUAUUACAUUAGGAUUAAGUCGUAUGAGUCUAUGAGAGGAAAAUUACAGCGUAUUACCAAAGGGAUAAAUACUUAUUUCUAAUGGAUUUCAGUUUUACAAUUUCAAUAGGCGGACAACAUCUGUCCGUAUGCAAUAUAGGUCGGUUUAAGUGAUGAAUGUGUGGAGUGAUAGGCCUGGGGUAGGAAAUGGAUAGGCCUUGGAUAGGCGUGUGAUAGGCCUGGGAUAGGCACAUGAUAGGCGUGCUACAGGCAUGUGAUAGGCCUGGGACAGGCAUGGUAUAGGCCUGGGCUGGGCUCACCGAAAGCCUUAUGUUGUGUUUGAGAAGGGCACCCGAUAAAUAAAUACAAGGUACCUCACCGACAGUAAAAAGGCUAGGAUAAAGGGGGAAUCCCCAGAAACUACGGGCAAAGUCUACGAAACAAAAUAAACCAAGUGCUUUCUGCUCACUGACAUUGCGUUCCGGGCAACUUUUUUCCAGAGGACUUCCACGUCUCGUGACAUCAACAUCCGAAUUCAUAUCUGCUCACUUGGUCGCGAAAAUAAAAAUGAUCUGAUAUUGAUUCACGACUGCAGCUUAGCAGCCGUACAUUUUUUUUUCUCGCAAAACCGCGAUACAACCGGUAAAGAGUUUUUUUACGACCCGAAGUGGAGUUGCGACCUCAAAAAAUAUCGAACACAUUAUUACACACUGUUUUUUUUAUUCAGCCAAUCAAAUAGUCCUUAAUGGGGGUGCACCCAUCGCUUCCUCCUCCCCCAGGUUCAAAUCAGAAGGUUCUGUGGUGGAGCCGGCGUUCCUGUCUGUGACGAUUCGCGCCCCCGACGUGGUGGACGCGGGUCUGUACGAGUGUCAGGUGACCCACUUUGAUGACAAUGGGGAGGUUCAGGUCACCACAGAGGUCACGGAGGUCAGGGAAGGUGAGUUAUUUUUGGUACGAAAAGGUAAACGUUUCCAGUUCUUCUGCCAAAGUCCUUUUAAAUAUUAACAAACAAAAAAAAAAACAAAAAAAACAAAAAAAAAAAAAAAANNNNAAAAAAAAAAAAAAAAAAAAAAAAAAAAAAAAAAAAACAAAAAAAAAAAAAAAAAAAAAAAAAAAAAAAAAAAAAAAAAAAAAAAAAAAAAAAAAAAAAACAAAAAAAAAAAAAAAAAAAAAAAAAAAAACAACAAACAAAAAAAAAACAAAAAAAACAAAACCACAGAGAACGUGAUCACGUGAUUGUCCUAGCUACACAAUAAUUAAACUAACGUUGAUCACCCGUACAGAACACGAGAAAGGAUGGCUAUAGGAAGAGAUUUAUUAAAAAAACAUUAAUUUCGUUAGUUUUAAAAAAAAAAUGAAUUUUUUUCCCAAUAAAAGACUAUUUUAAAUUCCAAAAUGAUAUAAGCAAAUACACAUUAUACUUAUGAGUUAGAUUGUGUAUAGUUUAAAACAGUGGUUCCUAACCUUCAUAAUGCCGCGACCCUUAGCUGCAGUACCUCGUAUUGUGGUGAACCCCCCCCCUCCCAACCGUGCAAUUAUUUUCGUUGUUACUUCAUAAACAUGUGUUUUCCGAUGGUCUUAGGAGUUCCCCGUGUAAGGGUCGUUCGACCCCCAAAGUUUGAGAACCGCUGAUUUAAAAGCUAUUAGUAUUAGGCUAUAGAUUAAACAAACAGACGAACCCAAAAAGCAAGUAAUGGUCUUAAGGCAACAACACCUACAUUAUAUUUCAAUUGAAAUCAUUAUGUUCUAUUGCAUCCUACUAACCUCAAGAUAUUUCAGAAAUAAAUUUACAUUGAAUUCCUGUUUUUAAAAAAAUAUAUAUAUAUUUCAAUUGUGACGCUUGUUUCAGAACUUGAACUGACCAUGGACUCCCUGCAGCUCCGCGUGCAAACACUAGAGGGUCAGCUACCGGUCAUCAGGCUGAUCGUCGAGACCAUGCAGAAGACGGCAGACGACAAGAAGAUGCUGGAGGAUAGCAUGUUGGCCCUGAAGAGGGAAAACAGCGAGCUGACGGAGGCGGUCACCGCGCUGACCAAAGAAGUAGGGGCCAAGUGUUUAACUAUGGAUGUAGGGGUCAAGGGUUAAACUAUGGAAGUAGGGGUCAAGGGUUAAACUACGGAAGUAAGGGUCGACAGUCAAACUAAGGAAGUAGGGGAUGAUGUCAAACUAAGGAAGUAGGGGAUGAUGUCAAACUAAGGAAGUAGGGGAUGAUGUCGAAUCAAGGAAGUAGGGGUUAAUAGGUAAAAUGAGAAAGCAAGGGUCGACAGUUAAACUAUGGAAGUUGGGGUCAAGGUUCAAACUUGAAAUAAUAUUGAAAUUAUCUCUUUUUGUUCGUUUAAGCUUCAAACCCUCAAAGACCAAGUCGACGCCCUCACUGGAAGCGGUGAACAGACCGGAAACACCCCGGAACAGCAGGCAAGUACCUAUGUCAACAGUGAAACAUUCAGCAAUGAUAAUAAGAAACAUUCAAACCAUCCGCAGGUAUGUAAUUACACGAAAGAAUCUUUGGGAAUAUUUGAACUCAGCCUAGUAUUUGGGGAAUAUUUUUAUUCCGUAAAAUCAUCAUUAAAGCUGAACCUAUAUUGUUUUUUACACCCAUUGUUUGUGUUUAAUUAAUCUACUUGACAGAUUUACCGCAGUCCAACACUCUUAUAACUGAGGUCAAUGCCUAUUUCUUCUCAGCUGUGUAAAGAAAAGAUGUUAAAAAUUGGCCCCAGAGACCAUCUUAUUUGACGUUCUUAUUUUUCCAUGUCUUGAGAAUGAUGGUUUUUGGUUAAAUUUCUUUGAUUUUUUACGAAGCUGUUUUUUUUUCAACCCAGGUUGAAAACCAGCACAACGCAGAGCUGGAGCAGAUGAGGGAGAAGAUGGAGGAACUGGAGAACACGAGAAUUCACGUGCUGGAGGAGCAGGUGGAGAAUCUGAAGAGGAGCGAGGGCAAACUCGAGGAGAUGGUGAACGUGUUGGAGUUCAAGCUGAACACGAGCGUCGAGACCAGGGUCUCCAAGCUGGAACAGGUCAAUUGGAAAGGUGAGUUGGAACCGGAAACAACGUCAGAAAUCUUUGUGUAAAAAAAUUCAAAUUUGAAUGUAUAGAAAUAAAAUAUUUAAAAAAAAAUUUAAAAAUCAUAAACAUUAUGUUAUAAAAUUAUGAUCAGCUAAAGGCAAAAAUCAAUUACUUAAAAUUACCAUAGGAAAUGUUGUCCAAUUAAUACAUAUAUAAAAACUCCGUUUUUCAUUUAAUUUAUUUUAGAAAAUAUCUCAGAUUGUAAAAAAAAAAAACAAAGGAAAUCCCCCCCCCCCCCCCCCCGUGAUAUAACGCACGGAUAGUACGAUCUUAAAUAUCAAUUUUUGGGGUUGUUCCAUUAUAUGGAAUAUACUUAAAUAUCAAAUAUUGAUGCUAGAAGGAUUUGGUGUUCGUAAAAUGAUUGCAAGUCUGCAACUUAAGAGGACUGAUCCACAAGACGCUCUGCAACGCUUGCCGGCUUCCCUAACGUCGAUGCCUUUCUUAUGCCCAGAGACACAAUUCCCUAUUAAACGAUCCCUAAUGUAAAGUUAAGACCCCCAGUCAAAUAGAAAUCCCAGGUCAAAUGGGACGACAGCCUUGCCAAGCCUCAGUCUGAUUUUAUUCAUCGGGAGUUAAAAUAAAUAAGGCGACAUUGACAUUAAACCAAUUGCGACAUUGGUUUUUAAACAUCGUAUGCGCAUAUAUUAAAUACUAGAAGAUGACCCGGUGUUACCAGGGUAAUAAUGGAAAGUCUAGUGCACUUCCUUCCACCUGCAGCUGCGAAGUAUACAUAAUAAUGAUCAUAAUAAAAUAAAAGAGAAUAAAAAUAAGAGUUUAUCUGAUACGGUCAGAGUGAGUUGAAAAGGAAAUAACAUUAAUUUUGAUUACGGAAACGGAAACAUCACAUGAAAUCAGAAAAUUUAGGUUAUGUGAUUAACAGGAAACAUACAAAAAAAUUGUUGUUUUUUUAAAAUAAAUAAAUAUAUAUUGAAUACCAAAUAUGGUUGGGGCUACGUAGGUGGUAAAAAAAGUUAGUGAGAAUAGGAGAUCUGAAUCAGAGAGGUCAAAUAAGAGGCUUGAUACAAAUGCCAGAUGUCAUUUAUUUGACAAACACGGGUAUUCAACCACAAAGUAUCAAGAUGAGACUAUCAAGGAUGCACAUAACUCUUUUGUCAAACAGGCCUGUCAGAGAGCAUGGAGAGCGUGCAGUUGAAGACGCUGCCACUGCUCAUGAACAACAUCACCAGCAGCCAGCGCACCGUCAAGCUCCUGCAAGGAGAAGUCAACGCUGUGGGUACAACAAUUAACGACCAUUGUUUGAUUGUUUAACUAACUUAAGUAUUGGAUUAAGAUGGUAACUAUUAGGUGUGACUUUGACUAUCAGUUGUGACUUUGACUAUUAGGUGUGACUUUGACUAUCAGGUGUGACUUUGACUAUCAGGUGUGACUUUGACUAUCAGGUGUGACUUUGAUUAUUAGAUGCGACGUUGACUAUCAGAUGUCACUUUGACUAUCAGGAGUGACUUUGACUACUAGAUGUAACUUUGACUAUCAGAUGUGACUUUGACUAUUAGGUGUGACUUUGACUAUUAGGUGUGACUUUGAUUAUUAGGUGUGACUUUGACUAUUAGGUGUGACUUUGACUAUUAGGUGUGACUUUGACUAUUAGGUGUGACUUUGACUAUUGGGUGUGACUUUGACUAUUGGGUGUGACUUUGACUAUUGGGUGUGACUUUGACUAUUAGAUGCCACUUUGACUAUUAGAUGCCACUUUGACUAUUAGAUGCCACUUUGACUAUUAGGUGUGACUUUGACUAUUAGGUGUGACUUUGACUAUUAGGUGUGACUUUUACUAUUAGAUGUGACUUUUACUAUUAGAUGUGACUUUUACUAUUAGAUGUGACUUUGACUAUUAGAUGUGACUUUGACUAUUAGUUGUGACUUUGACUAUUAGUUGUAACUUUGACUAUUAGUUGUGACUUUGACUAUUAGUUGUGACUAUUAGACAUAACUGUAAUUAUUUGGUGUGACUUUAACUCAUAGGAGUGAUUUUAAUAGGCAUGACUUAAAAAUUAGAUGCGACUUUAAAUAUUAGAAGUUAUUUUAACUAUUUGGUAGGACUUAAAUUAAUAUUAUUUUAUUUCUGUUCUGAUUUUUGUAUAUUAAAAAGACAUUAAAUGCAAGAGUGAAAUAAUAUUUUUUUAAAAUGUCGUUUGUUUAAUAUCAGUUUACGUGUACCCCGAUACAGUUAAAUGGUGUAUUAUUCGCUGUCAACUAUUUUGUUCACCGCCGUAAAAAUAUGAUCCAUUUAAUAAAAAUUGCAAAAAAGAUAUACUGAAUAUGAUCUAAUUUUUUCCAUCUUCUUCAGAUUCUAUCCCUGCUGAAUCUCACUGACCAGGUCGUCAAUGAGCUGAAGUUAAGCGAAUUGAUCCUUGAUGGCGGAUUACCAGGUGAUAGGCCUAUCCCUGGAUAUUCCCUUGCUAUUCCCUUGCUAUUCCCUUGCUAUUCCCUUGCUAUUCCCUUGCUAUUCCCUUGAUAUUCCCUUGCUAUUCCCUUGAUAUUCCCUUGAUAUUCCCUUGCUAUUCCCUUGCUAUUCCCUUGCUAUUCCCUUGCUAUUCCCUUGCUAUUCCCUUGAUAUUCCCUUGAUAUUCCUUUGCUAUUCCCUUGAUAUUCCCUUGAUAUUCCCUUGCUAUUCCCUUGAUAUUCCCUUGAUAUUUAAUUGAUAUUCCCUUGAUAUUCCCUUGAUAUUCCCUUGAAAUGUCCUAGAUGUUCCCUUUAUAUCCCUAGACAUUUCCUAUAUCUUCUCUAGAUAUUCCCUUGAUAUUAUUUUGAUAUUCCAUUAAUCCAGUGACAUUCCUUGACGCUAAAUACAUUUUGCCGCACGUGAUAAAAAAAAGUAUACGUAUUGUUCCCUUUAACUUAAAUAGCCAUACGCCAUAAGCCAUACGCCAUACGCCAUAAGCCACACGCCAUGAUUUGUUUUUUUAUGAAAGCGAUAACGUCCCAUUGAUGUGAGGAUAACUUGUCCAAGACUUGUGGUACAUUAUGGUGUAUUAUUAUAACCAGAUGCCGCAAAGCUCUUUCCUAACUUACAAACCCGCCACAUCUUAAUCCACUAGCGUUGCAGCGUUUCUUUGGCCCUUUCUUUACAAAGUCACGGAAAUAACUGCAUAAAAUGAACGGCUCAACAACAGGAACUACAGAAUGACAUAAAAAUAUCAUUUAGCUGAAAAGCAGUAUCCGAGAGGGCGGCCAAAGAAUUGUCAGUUGUUUGUCCGCUGACGCAGUCUCCCUGCCGACACGUUCGUUGUUUUGUUGCGUUCAUUUUCUCUCAGGCUUUUCCGAUACUUUGUUUCGCUCAUUCACUUUUAUUGCACUGGACAUCAAAAUGACCUCUAAAACUGUCUCUCCAUCUCUCCCCCCCCCCUCUCCACACUGGCAAAGACAACCCCGGACUCAUCACAGGCUUCGCGUGUUACGUGUGUGGCAACAACUUCACACAGAAGCACUGCAACGCGGAGACGUCCAAGCACGUGGAGCACUGCGGAGAGAACCAGCCCUACUGCAUGACGGACGUCUACCAGAACGGGACCUUCCGGAGGAUUUACAAGCGGUGAGUGCUUCUCAGAUGUUACCGACACACGGUCGCUGCUCGAUAUUUCGAAUACAGGGGGCAACUUAAUGUGUUCACCAUGUGUUGCUCUGCUGUAUCCCCCAGCUACUAAGUUGGUGUGUUUCACGUGGAGAUGUUAUCAACAAUUUAACUGGCGCACACCCAGCCAAUACAAAUCAAUUGGUAACAUUUUUCAGAUUAAUAUGUUGCUUUUUUUUUUAGGUAGGCUUUCUGUCAAGGAAACCGGCAACAUAUUGAUGGGGCAAGGGACGCAAAUAACUUGUAAUCUUUUCAACUGUUCAAGUAAAAAUGGUUGUGUCCCCUUUUCUAACAUGUUAACCUGCAGGAGACCUGUUUUUUUAAUUUAUUUUUUUAUUUUUUUCGGAAAGAGGUGGGGGGUGGUGGACAGGGGGGGGGGUUCUUCUCCCAACAACGAUUCCAUAAUCCACGCUAACGUCUCGAAUCCUACAAUUUUCCCUCGUUGUCAUUGCAGCUGUGCCAGCAACGCCGAGUGUCUGGAGGGUAGCAAGCUGGCCAACGCGAGAUGCGCGGAAGAGACGUUCGUCACCUCCGACGCCAUGGAGUGCCACUUCUGCUGCACGUCCCCGCUGUGCAACGACUACGUGAAGCCAUCCAAAGACUUGUACACUGUGCCCCAAUGAACCAGGUGGACGUUUGCCGUGGGGGACGACCCCCCCCCCGCCCCCAUGGAAAGGCGUCGUCGACGAUUAAGUCACCAACAAAAAAAGUUAGACACUUUAAAAAAAAAUAAAUGAGGGAAUCUUCUCACCUUUUUAAUAUGGGUGGCAUGUUAUUUUUAUUUUAGCAAAGCUCAUUUGAUGAGAAAUCGAACUCGACUGUCGAUAAUGCCAAAUAAAUGAUUUGUAACAGUGUUCUCUGUGUACAUCAACUUCUGGUAUAAAGUUAAACGUACACAUUUUUUGUUCAGGU
Molecule: messenger RNA, 12538 nt
Organism: Lymnaea stagnalis (great pond snail)
Lineage: Eukaryota; Metazoa; Mollusca; Gastropoda; Lymnaeidae
Source: the annotation of a GenBank genome assembly